UUGUCAGUCUCACAGGACCCGUGUUCCCAUUGAUGCUGGGACGCCACUCCUCUGACCUCUGUGCGACUUGGCCCGAGGAGAAGGAAGUGAGUUUGAGGACAGGACUCUGGACUCUAGACUCUUCUGCAGUCGCAGAUGAUGUCCUCCCCUGCAGCUCUGGUGUCCGGUGGAGAUGUGACGGUGAUCAGGUUGUGCUGUGUUCGCAGAGAGGGAGCGGGAUGUGUGUGAUGGGCUGCAGAGCGCAGUGUGUGGAUAAAGUGUUCCUCGAGGUUUACGUAACCCCUGCAUUAGUGGGAAGACACAGUAACCACCUCCAGAUGUGAGAGCGCGCAAUCUGACUGAUUAUUUACAACGAGACCAAUGAACAUCGCCCUCCCCGCAUCAUGAGCCUUAAUCUUUGCUCCUUUGUCAAUGCCCAAGUUAAUGCCUAAUCUUGGUAGAGACCAUUAAUAGCUGAGGCCAAGCCCUGUUUAUGGGAGGAAGGUUACUUAGAUGUGCACGGAUCAGAUGUUGCAGACCAGAGUCACACAGGCUCAGGGACUCGUCAGCCUCAUCUCUACCAGAGGAGCAACCAGACCUCCAGGACUGAGUGAAGGGAGCAGCCACCAUGACGAAGAACUCCUGCAAUACCAAGCUCAUCGCCGGGGCCUUCAUCGUCCUGACGGUCUCUGUCAUCGCCGGCAUCAUCACCAUGAUCAUUUUCUACAAGACUCAGAUCGGCUCGAUGAACCCGACAGACCGCCCCCCCUUCGUAACCACCACCGAGCCGCCGCCACCUGACAGGCGGCUGCCGAAGAACCUGGUACCUGAGAGCUACGAGGUCUUCCUGAAGACUCACUUCUACCACCGGAUCAUUGAGGUGGUGAACGUCACCACUCCCAACCAGACCACCGUCUUCAAUGGAAACUCCACAGUUAACAUGAAGUGCGUCCAGUCGACGAGCAGCAUCUACCUCCACAGCAGAAGGCUGGAAGUUUCCGACCCGGUGGUGAUGAACAGAGACAACCCCAAUGAGGAGAUACGUUCCUCCGUGGUGUAUCCUGGGGAAGCUGAUUUUUUGGAGAUCCAGCUGAACGUGGCGUUGGAGGCAGGAGGAAACUACAGCUUGUUUCUGAAUUUUAAGGGACAGUCAUUGGAGUAUAUGGAUGGACUGUUCCUCAGCAUGUAUUCAGAAGGUGUCCCUGAAUAUGAAGGUGAUAUGGAGCCAGCGAGAUUCUUGGCCGCCACCAAUAUGGAGCCAACCUUUGCCAGGACGGCGUUUCCUUGUUUCGACGAGCCUGAGAUGAAGGCUGUGUUUGACAUCACCAUCAUCCACAGGAGAGGCACCAAGGCUCUGAGUAACGCAGUCAUAGCAUCAAAGACCGACAUCAUAGACGAUGAGUGGUGGUUCACUGUAUUCGACCAGACACCGAGGAUGUCCACGUACCUGUUCGCCUUCACGGUUUCAGAGUUUACAUCAAUUGAAUCCGCCCAUGAACGUGUGAAGAUUAACACGUUUGCUCGUCCCGAGGCCAUCGCGGCAGGACAUGCUCAAUACGCCGCCAACAUCACCGGAGAGAUCCUCCAGUUCUACGAGAAGAAGUUUGGAAUCAAUUACUCGCUGAAGAAGCUGGACCAAAUCGCUCUGCCAGACUUGAACCCAACUGCGAUGGAGAACUGGGGACUGGUCACGUACCAGCAGGGAGCUCUGCUCUUUGAGGAGGGGGUGUCCUCGCUGUUGCACAAGGAAUCCAUCGCUAUGAUCAUUGCACAUGAACUAGCUCAUCAGUGGUUUGGAAAUCUAGUGACGAUGAAAUGGUGGAAUGAGGUUUGGCUGAACGAGGGCUUCGCCAACUACAUGGCCUACUUUGCCGUGGAUGCAGUCGAGCCCUCAUUCAAAAUGAAAGACGUGUCUGUCAUGUCUGACCUCCACACGGCGUUCGAGGAGGACGCUCUGGCUGCUUCCCAUCCGCUCACUGUCCCGCCGGGAGAGAUCCAGACCCCUCAUGAGAUCCUCAGCCUGUUCGAUUCAAUCACCUACAGUAAGGGGGCGAUGGUGCUGAGAAUGCUGGCAGACAUCGUGGGUCAAAACGUGUUCGACCGAGGAGUCAAUAUGUACCUCUCGGACUUCAAGUACAGUAACACCGACGAGAAGAACCUGUGGGAUAACAUACAAAAGGCCGUGGACGACGACAAUGGUGUGAUCAAUGAGGUUGGGAAGUUGAUGCACAACUGGACCAAUCAGAAAGGAUAUCCCGUCAUCACCAUCAACACGACGAGCGGACAGGUCGACCAGAAACACUUCCUGUUCAACGACUCGUCUGAAUCGAGGGCCUGUCACAAUGGACUGCCAGAAUGUGUGACCAUGGCUACAGAGAUGUUUGCCCUCUGGAAUGAAAAACGACACCAACAUCAUCCAUCCCAACCUGCGCUCGUCCAUCUACUGCCAGGCGGUGGCCUCCGGGGGGAAGGCUCAGUGGGACUUUGCCUGGAACAAGCUGCAGAGCUCCAACGACACCUCAGAGAUGGAGCAGCUCCGGGCGGCUCUGUCCUGCAGCAGAGAGACCUGGCUGCUCAACAGAUACCUGCAGUACACCUUGGACCCCGAGAAGAUCCGAUUUAUGAGCGUUUGGAACGUUAUCAACCUCAUCGCCCUGAAUCCUUCGGGGCAGGCGCUGGCCUGGAACUUCAUCAGAGCGAACUGGGAGUUUCUCAGUCGGCGCGGCGGACACUCUCUGAUCGCGGUCGUGGCCAGGAGGUUCUCCACAGAGUUCGAACUGGAGGAGCUGGUGCGAUUCGUGACCGACAACGAUCUGGCGUACAUGAAGGAGGAGCAGGCCGUGGAGCAGAUCAGCGUGAACAUCCAGUGGGUGAAGGAGCACCAGGAGAAGAUCCUCCAGUGGUUUGAGAUGGAAACGGCUUCGUAGAGCGACUGAAGUCCUGACGCUCGACAUCAGGGAACAAGAACUGAUCCAGAUCCGGAUUCUGGUCUGAGAAACCGAUCUGCACGACAAAGUAUCACAGCCACUCCGAGGGGGGAAAUUAUCGCCUAAAUGCACAAGAAUAAAGUUGUGAUAUAAGAAGGGGGGGGGGAAGCAUAAUAUUACAAGUAUCAUUACUCUAGGCUACAUGUAUUUUUAGGGGAAGUAUCUGAAGAUCAGCUCCUGUUAAAAUGUUGAAUUCGAAUCGUUUCAACAUUUUAUUCACUGCUUGUUUUCUUAAAUUAUUAAUUAUAUUAUAACUAAUUAUGCGACUUUCUCUUCAAUUACGUCGUCGUAAUAUUCCGACUCCGAUUUCUCGACAUCUCAGAUUUCAUUUUGCAAUUGUGGCCUUUGUACGUGAAGAUCAGAAAACAGAUAAUGAUUUAUUUUAUGUACAGAAUACGUGUAUGCAUUAUUUAUAUAGUAUAUUUUUAAUGGAAACAGUCGUCUGUGAUUUGAGUUGUUUAGCUUCAAUCUGUUCUUGUUGCUCCUGUCUGUUAUCAGAAAUAUUUUUCACUGUAGAAAUUUCACGGAAACUCAUUUGUUUGAUUCAUUUCAUUGUAAAUAUGAGUUUGAUAAGUUUGAUGCAACAGUUAAAUUUGGUGCUAAUUUCCAGAGUCGGAGCCAAAAGACAGAAACCUGUUUGUUGAAGUUUGUCUAUGUUUGUAAUAUAUAUUUUCUAAUCAAGAAAACAAAUUAUUCUUGUAUUUUUACAUAAUAAAAUAUACAUUUUGUGUUCAA
Pleuronectes platessa (European plaice) is the source of this 3701-nucleotide messenger RNA. Its product is annotated as aminopeptidase Ey. Gene Ontology annotation, molecular function: metalloaminopeptidase activity; peptide binding; zinc ion binding. Gene Ontology annotation, biological process: proteolysis; peptide catabolic process. The record is from RefSeq and is a predicted model, not a curated record. NCBI's taxonomy places the organism in Eukaryota, Metazoa, Chordata, Actinopteri, Pleuronectiformes, Pleuronectidae. Gene Ontology annotation, cellular component: cytoplasm.